Messenger RNA from Scheffersomyces amazonensis, 1095 nucleotides. RefSeq lists its product as uncharacterized. The record is from RefSeq and is a predicted model, not a curated record. Bases 1 to 1095 code for a protein of 364 amino acids. Lineage: Eukaryota; Fungi; Ascomycota; Pichiomycetes; Serinales; Debaryomycetaceae. The transcript has a single exon. Gene Ontology annotation, biological process: phospholipid metabolic process. Gene Ontology annotation, molecular function: phosphatidate phosphatase activity.
AUGCUUAAUCGGAUAGAGGUUCCCGAUUGGGCCGUAACUGUAAGACACCAACAGAUCUCAGGCUUAUCAUUCUGUUCGUAUGUUGUUGAUUGGUUUUUGUAUAUUGUUAUCUUAUUGGUGUUCAGUAUCUAUGGUACCACAGCUGCUCCUCGGUAUCAUGAGUUUCUGCUCCAUGAUAUAAACUUGUUGUAUACCUAUAAGUCAGAAGAUGAGACUGCUGUGCCGUUGUUACCUUUAAUAGUAAUUGCUAUUGGACUCCCCAUAUUUCAAUUUAUAGCAUGUUCAGUUAUUAAUGGAGCAACACUAUCAUCUUCAAGAAAAUUCUGGGAUAUAUAUAUUGGCUUGAUGUGUUUAUGUGGGAGUAUGUCCAUCCAACUAAUGGUAACUGUGAUUCUCAAAAACAUAUGUGGUUUACCAAGGCCAGAUAUGAUUUCAAGAUGUCAGCCCAACUUAAGAGUUGAAGUACCCCUUUUGCAAUUGUCAACUGUUUCAAUAUGUUCUAAUCCGGAUAUUGCUCUAAUCCAAGAAGGAUUCAGAACAUUUCCUAGUGGUCACCUGUCAACUGUCUUCUGUGGGAUGGUUUUAAGCAGUUUGAAUAUUGCAGGUAAGUUACAAGUGUUUGAUAAACGUGGUAUAUCGUUCAAAGUAACUUUAGCUAUAUUGCCUAUUAUGAUUUCUUGUUUUGUUUCUUGUACCAGAAUUAGUGAUAAUCGUCACUUUCUAAGAGAUGUUAUUGGAGGGUCAAUUAUAGGAGCAAGUGUAUCAAUUUGGUUUUACUCACAAUACUUCCCCAGCAUAUUUAAUUUACAAAACUGUGGGAGAGCAUAUCCUCCACGACGAUUUGGAGUAGAGAAGUUUCUUAAUAAUGUGGGAGGCUUCUGGAAAAUCAAGGAUACUUUGCCUGGUGCAUAUAAUGAAAGGAUACUUAACUCUCCUGAAGCAAUUAAACAAGUUGAAAAGAUUGAACAUGUUAAUGACAAUGGAGAAGAUAUGACAGCUGUAUCAGCAAACAUACAGUUAUUCAAUAACUUAAAGAGAAAACUUAAAGACAAAUAUUACAAUCUCAAUACCACUGAUAGUCAAUUACCACUAUAA